ACGUGACCGGAAGUGAUAGUUGCAAGAUGGCGGCGCAAGUGGAGUUGUUGUGCCUGGCGAGUUUCCCACCUGACGUCAGUCCAUUGGACGUUCUGCUGUCGAAGUCUCAACUGAGUUCCUUCUUCCACGACGACCAGGACCCCCCGACACUCCUCUUCACCCCGCGGCGGCCCGCCCCGAGCCGCACGCCCGCCAUUCUCGUGCGCGUCCAGGCGCUCAGCGAGAAGGAGGCGACGGGCAGCGGGGGAAGCCACGUCCCGCAGGGCCGAGUGAGGCUCUUCGCCAGCGGCUUCUUCUUGCGUCGACACGGCCUCCGGGCGGCGGGGAGUGGCGGUACGGUGAGGCCCGUGGUGCCUGUGAGCAUUGACCGUGUGGUACUGGGAGCCCGCAGCAGACCUUGCCUGGACCGGGACAAUGUGGUCAGACUCACCGCUAACCUGCUGGAGCUGUGCCGGCCUGGACGCUGUCUGCUGGCCCGGCAAGGAGAGCCGCUGGUCGAGGAGGAGUCAGGACAGGUGGAGCUGCUGGUGUUGGCCUGCAGUCCAGUCACACAGGGUCGCAUCACCGCAGACACCUCCGUGGUUCUGGCGGACUGCCAGGAUUGGUGGGACCCGCCCCUUUACGAGGCCCCGCCCCCCAGGAGUCUCCAGCUGUGCGCCUCAGGCUUUGCUCACGAUGCCGCUAGCCUGGGAGGGGGCGGGUCUCUCCUGGACAACUCCGGGUCCCGCGGCGUCCUGUUGGAGCAGGAGUGGCGGCUGGACGCCAGCGUGAGGGACGGCGGGCGAUGGCUGCGGGCGUACGACGGUCGCCUUGGCGACUUGGACGCCGGCUUGUUUGUCAGCAGACAUGUGCUGAUCAAGUUAGGACUGUUUGAUGGAGAGUGGGUCAGGCUGUGCUUAGCGGGCCGACCCGAUAGGUGGCGUGCGGCGGUCGUGACGACACUGGACGCUAGAGACACGCCAGGUGACCAUCAGGACGGCAGACACACGCCGGGUGACCAUCAGGACGGCAGACACACGCCAGGUGACCAUCAGGACAUCAAACACACGCCAGGUGACCAUCAGGACAUCAAACACACGCCAGGUGACCAUCAGGACGGCAGACACACGCCAGGUGACCAUCAGGACGCCAGACACACGCCAGGUGACCAUCAGGACAUCAAACACACACCAGGUGACCAUCAGGACGCCAGACACACGCCAGGUGACCAUCAGGACGCCAGACACACGCCAGGUGACCAUCAGGACGCCAGACACACGCCAGGUGACCAUCAGGACGCUGUCAUCUCGGAAACCUUUUGGUUCAAUCUGACUGCAGGAGAAGAGCAGACUGUGAGCUGCUGCCGCCUCACAUUGAAGAGGUGGCGGCGACCACAAGAUGGCAGCGCUCCUUCCAAUUCUCCCUGUCGCUCGGCCCGGCCGCCAUUUGCCAGCGAGCUUCACGUCCGGCCGGUGGCGUCGCCGCUCUCCGGGCCGCCGUGUUGCUAUGACGACCUGCUGGCGGCACACUUCAGCAGCAGCAGGCUGGUCUCGCUAGGAGAUGUCCUGGUUGUUCCGUGUCCGGACCUGCUGGACCCUAGCUCGCUCAGGUGCCCUGCGCUGUUCUUCAAGGUGCAGAAGGUGUGUCCUACUGAGACGGACCACCAAAUGGGAGGAGCUUACCUUGCUGAUCGAAUGCACACCUCUCUCUUCAUGGGCCCACCGCUCAACAGCAUGGUGCCGUGGAGCGCUCCGUGUCCUGCGGGCUUGGACCAGACGCUGGACGCCAUCACCCGCGUCCUCCUGCCCCACCGCCACAGUGCUCUGCCGGCCUGCACGCUCCUUCUCCACGGCCCGGCAGGAAGUGGUAAAGUGAGGGCGGUCAGCGCGGCGACCUCCAGGCUCCACCUCCACCUGCUCAAGGUGGACUGUGUGAGCGUGUGCAGCGACACGCCCGCCGCCCUCGAGGUCAAACUGAUGUCGCUCUUCCAGCGGGCGGAUGGCGUGCGGCCCUGUGUCCUCCUGCUCAAGAACUUGCAGCUCCUCCUGCCGCCUCAAGGGGGCGCCCAACAGGACGGCCGGGUGCAGGCGGCGCUGCUCCGCAUGCUGAAGAGCACCGCCCAUGGAGUGUCAGUGGUGGCCACGGUAGUGAGACGUCAGGAGUUGUCUGCAGGCGUCAUGGCGGCCUUUGUCCACCAGGUGGCCAUGGAGAGCCCCAGUGAGGAGCAGCGUGUGUCCAUGCUGACCUCACUAAGUCAAGACCUGGGACUGGCCAGGGAUGUCAGCCUGGAGAGAGUGGCCCAAGUCACCGCUGGCUGGACUCUGGGGGACUUGAGUGCCCUGUUGGCGGAGGCGGGCAGAGCGGCCUGCAGGCGACUUGUCCUCACCUGUCCAGGGCGGCGGGAAGAGGACUUGUGCUCCAGCGGCGUGACCAUCCAAAACCAGGACGUCCUUUCGGCACUGCGCACCUUGCAGGAUGUGCGCUCUGACGCUGUGGGCGCCCCCAAGAUUCCUGACGUGCGCUGGGAAGACGUGGGCGGCCUCCAGCAGGUCAAGAAGGACAUCUUGGACACCGUCCAACUGCCUCUACUACGUCCGGAGCUCUCCUCCCUCAACCUGAACCGGACCGGAAUUCUCCUCUACGGUCCGCCGGGCACCGGAAAAACUCUGCUGGCCAAGGCUGUGGCCACCGAGUGCUCCAUGACGUUCCUCAGUGUGAAAGGUCCAGAACUUCUCAACGCGUACGUGGGCCAGAGCGAGGAGAACAUCAGGACAGUGUUCCACAGAGCGCGCUCGGCGGCGCCCUGCGUGGUCUUCUUUGACGAGCUGGACUCUCUGGCCCCCAGCAGGGGGCGCCAAGGGGACAGUGGCGGGGUGAUGGACAGGGUGGUUUCUCAGCUGCUGGCGGAGAUGGACGCUCUGCCCUGGUCCGCACGGGUCUUUGUGAUCGGCGCCACCAACCGACCCGACCUGCUGGACCCCUCGCUGCUGCGGCCCGGGAGGUUGGACAAGCUGGUCUAUGUGGGGAUGAACCAGGACCGGAGUUCUCAGCUUCAGGUUCUCCAGGCCAUCCUCAGAAACUUCCGUUUGGACCCGGCUGUGGACCUGCUGCAGGUGCUGGACCGCUGCCCUGCCCUCAUGAGCGGCGCCGACCUCUACGCUCUGUGUUCGGACGCCAUGACGGCCGCCAUCAAGAGCAGGAUCUCCCUGGUCCAGCAGGGUGCGUCCAAGGCCCUGGAGGUCUCCCACUUUCUUCAUGUGCUCUUCUUGUGUCCAUCAGGUCUCCAGUCCCAGGAUUCGCCCCUCCGCCUCUCCAUGGACCACUUUGCAGCCGCGCUGGACGCCUUCUGUGCCUCGGUUUCCCAGCAGGAAGUGCUGAGGUACAAACACCUUCAACGUGUGCUGACCUCAGUCGCUACACAACAUGGCACCUGACCACAUGUGUGUGUAUAUAUAUAUAUAUAUA
Molecule: messenger RNA, 3444 nt
Organism: Entelurus aequoreus (snake pipefish)
Lineage: Eukaryota; Metazoa; Chordata; Actinopteri; Syngnathiformes; Syngnathidae
Gene: pex6
Product: peroxisomal biogenesis factor 6
Exons: 17
Coding region: 27-3413 (1128 amino acids)
Biological process (GO): protein import into peroxisome matrix
Cellular component (GO): cytosol; peroxisomal membrane
Molecular function (GO): ATP hydrolysis activity; ATP binding
Source: RefSeq, a predicted model, not a curated record